AUGGACAACGUACUAGCCAUCCCCCCCACGAUCGUUAGCUUCCGGGAAGAGAAAUACUUCCCUUCUUUCUCAGACCUUCCCGUCGAGAGCAAUCUCGACGCUAAUUUCUACACCUCGGUCGACGGGUCCUUCUGGUUUCCGGCGAAGCACUGGUGCUUCCUAGCCGAGAUCGUCGACUCUGUGAGGUUGGUCCGUCUCAGGGUCUACGUUCGUGACCGGGCCGGAAGGACCAUCCAGAUAGCCUUCCACACGGAGGAUCGAGGCGAGACAGUCCCUCCCCCCCUCGUCCAGAGGGGAAACACGGUCGCCAUAUUCUACGCCCAGCAGCACGCGUUCAUGGACUCUUCGUUGGGAAUACGGCAGGAAGAGCUCUCUAACAUCAAGAUCUUCCCCUAUAAACAUGAGGAUAUCCUGCAACUCAGCGAUAGGGUCCAGGCAUAUUCAGGCACGCAGGACGGAAUGCGAGUCUGCCACGGGUGCGACGCAAAGAGGGAGACGGCACUGAGGUGUGUCAGCUGCGGGUAUUUCUGGUAUUGCAACCAGGACUGCCAAGCCACGAGCUGGCAAGAAAAGGGUCAUAAGCGCGACUGCGAGAUGUUGCGAGACCCAGACCUUCGCAUGAUGUUCCAGAUUCAAUGGGACGGGCACGAUGGUCACAGAAUCUUUCCCCCGAUGUAAGAGAAAAAAAGCAUCAGGGACAAAACCCGGGGAGAACCGGAGGACG
Molecule: messenger RNA, 724 nt
Organism: Durotheca rogersii
Lineage: Eukaryota; Fungi; Ascomycota; Sordariomycetes; Xylariales; Xylariaceae
Exons: 3
Coding region: 1-678 (225 amino acids)
Source: RefSeq, a predicted model, not a curated record